AUGCCCACUCCCGGCCUCGCCUACGCCUUACGGACUGCCUACGCCGAUGCCUUCAAGCUCGCUGUUGCCAAUGGCCGCGCAGAGCCUCUGCUGAUUCCCUUUUGCUUGGUGGCACCGUUUGUUGUGCCCGCGCUGUGGCUGGCCGUCCCGCAUAGGCGUCGAGCCUGGUUCUAUCACACGAGGUGGCUGGCCAUGGCCUUGAUUAUCUCGUCCAAUGUCUAUCAUUUGGCGUACACGUCGAGCACGAACACGGCGUGUGCGUAUGCGGCUGGACUGGCGUCGACGUGGGGCACUAUGCUGAGCGUGAAUCUGCUCAUCUGGACGAGGCCGCAGUUUGAUGCUGCCAGGGUGGUGCGGAGAGUCAAGAAGGAUGAGGAUGGUGCUCGGAAGACGAUAUCAACAAACGGAACUCCAAAUGCUGAGACGCGGCAGAGUGAAUUUGAAUAUGUCUGGGAACCUUACCCUUCGGAUCGAGGCUUCUUGGAGCGACUGGCAUGGGCGACAGAUCUGAUACUUUGCUUCCGAUUUUCUGGCUGGAACUGGUCUGUCCCAACAAUCCCCCGGCCUCAGAUUCCUCUCGAAAUCUCUCAUGGAGACAAGGUCGAAGUAGACGCCAUUCCCAAAACCAGCAGAAGCGGGUAUACGCGUCCCCUAACCACUGGCGAAUUCGUUCGCGGACGCCUCACCAAGAUUGUCAUCUUCUACUUUGUCCUAGAUUUCCUCUCCGUGUACAUGAAGAAAGAUCCUUACUUUAUCCUCGGGCCCGACUACCAAGGCGAUAUCGCUCUCCCGCCACAUCUCCACGACUUCUCACCAUGGCUGCUCCUCGCAUACAGAGAAGCGUUUUCUCUCCUCGGCGUGUACGGCGCUAUCGAGGCCGUCUUCUGCGUGUCCGACCUGGUCCAGUACUGGCUCGCCAACCGCUUCUACCCCUCCCGCGGGGCGCUGUGGCAAUUUGCCUCAACCUUUGGCUCCUUUGAGCAGAUCCUCGCGCGAGGCCUCGCUGGCUGGUGGGGAGGGUGGUGGCACCAGACUUUUCGUAUGCAGUUUGCCGCGCCGGCGACGUACCUCCUUCGAAGAGGGUACUUGAAAAGGGGCACGCGCCUUGCCUCUGUCGCUACAAUGUUUGUCUCCUUUCUGCAGUCGGGAUUGCUGCAUGCUUCGGGGAGCUUCACCUCCACGCCCAAGACGAAGCCCUGGAGGGCGCCAGCCUUUUUCUUCCUGCAGAUGGUGGGUAUUCUGCUGCAGCAGUCGACGGCGCAUCUUUUCAGACUGUGUGUGCCGCUGCGGCUGCCGCGGCUUGUGUCUCGGGCGGUGAAUCUCUUGUUUACGCUGACGUGGCUGUUUUUCACGGCGCCCCUGUUCAUGGACGACUGUUCGUCGACGGGGCUGUGGCUCGUUGAGCCUGUACCGGCAUCUCCGCUUUUGUUUUUGGGAUUUGGCAGCGAGGGCGAUCAUUGGUGGCGUUGGGAUUGGGAUCAUUUGCCCAGUUUGUAUUUUGGAGAAACGUGGUGGCAAAGCGGGAUAGCGUUAUAGAUGCAAUGUAUAUUAUCAGUCUCAACAUCUCUGAGAAAGGUUACAUGGAAAGCAUAGACUGCAUGUUUGAUU
Messenger RNA from Trichoderma atroviride IMI 206040, 1608 nucleotides. The record is from RefSeq and is a predicted model, not a curated record. NCBI's taxonomy places the organism in Eukaryota, Fungi, Ascomycota, Sordariomycetes, Hypocreales, Hypocreaceae.